Molecule: messenger RNA, 2145 nt
Organism: Annulohypoxylon truncatum
Lineage: Eukaryota; Fungi; Ascomycota; Sordariomycetes; Xylariales; Hypoxylaceae
Exons: 1
Coding region: 236-2041 (601 amino acids)
Source: RefSeq, a predicted model, not a curated record
CAAAGGCAAAGGCAAAGGCAAAAAAAAAAGCGAAGCAGAUUUCGUAUUUUUACAAGCACUUUGCGAGUACUUGAUCACUCUUGUUGAAAUUUAUUGAAAAAUUAGGAACAUUCUGUCUUGCCUUGCCUUGUCUCGUUGAAUGUUGGUCGGCAACCCAACACCAACAAUGCUUAUUCUUCAUCUAUUGGCCGUUUUCGAUUGAUCUCAUUUUGUGGUGCGCGGCGUGCUCGGCACAAUGGAUGACACCACAAGUCUAGUAUCCGACCUUAUCCAGAAGCUCGCUGAGCUUGAUAAUAAGGUCAAUAUAUAUCGCCAAGAUAUGGCUCAAGAGUUCUAUCGAUAUUCGCGCCAGCGCUUACAAGACGUGCCGGGGCAUGUUUCUGCCAAAGUCCAAAAAUUGGUCGCCGAACACUUUCAGAAUUAUCCGGCAUUGAGCCCCAGUCUCGGCCAGGACAUUGACCCGCAAUCGCAAGAGAGUGCCAGCGACGUCAGCACCGACGAGAAGCCAUGGCCUGUUAGGCAACCGUCGCCGCCAGUCUCGCCUCAAAUUCCUUUCCUUCCGCUGUUCGAUAGUCCCCGGAGUCCGCAUGAACGAGAGCGCGAGUUUCAUGGUCUGUUUACACCGAGUUAUCUUCCCUUGCUUGAUGCAGUACAGCGACGUAGCCCGACACCGUCUGCGUUGCCGCCCCCGGUACCUGAAAUCAAAGAACCUAACAAUAAUGAAGACACAUCACUUGCUGCUCUGGCGAGUCCAAUCGUUUUGCCCCGACCAGAUCCCGUCCGACGGCAUACUGCGGAUACGGAGUCCUCGAUCACAUCCGAUGACAGCACAACACGGUUACGAAGAAGCGCUCUCCGUCGCUCAUCCAGUUCCUCUACUAAGGCCCAAAGCCCCAGACGAGUGCGCUUUGACGUCGAAGGUGAAGAGGUGCUUCCCACCUCGUCGCCACCGGUCUCACCUCGUGCAUCGGAUUUUCCGCCGUCUCCAUCAGGCAACCCCACUAGUCCUCUAGAUGAGUCAUACAAUGCGAUUAUCAUCAACGAAGAUACCGACCUACUAGGCAGCUCUCCGCCGAUGCCUAAAAAGAUAACUUCAACUGAUCGUCUAAAGGCUAUGGCGCGGAACUCAAAUGAAGAUACCUCGAAGUGGGAGGUUGUCGGCAAUCUGGAAGCCAUCGACGAUGACGAAGAGGAAGAAUUAGUCAUGGCCGGUUUACACAGCCGAAAAGCAAAUGACGCAUCUCAAAAUUCAACCAAUCACGUAAGCUCGGACGGCACGGCACAUCGUAUAAAUGAUGCGCGCCUCCCGACUCAACUUGGCGCACCUUUGACAUCUGUAAAAGAAGUCGAAGAAAACGAAAUUCCUGAAGAGGCUGAUGAUAUUGACGACGUUCUCAUGAUGCCGCCACUAAGUUCAUUCAAAGACAAGAAGCGGUUUUCCCCGCCACUCGAAACGACUCCCAAUUCAGAAUCGAAUGACCUCGACUCGCAUGGAACAGAAGAACACAACUCGUCAAAACCUCCGAUUGAUUCUACAAGCGAACCAUCACUUAACGAAGAGGAUUUGUUUGAGUUUGAGGACCGGGAUUUCGAUUCAGAUGAUAAAGGCGAUAAAACCAAGUCGACUAAGAAAUAUAUCGAGGAGGAAGACGAGGAGGAAGACGAAGCUGAUGUGACACCUAUAGCUGAGAAUCCGGUCCUGUUUUCGACGUCUCCAGCAAUUCCCAUGGCCAAACCUACUUCUGUUACCACUCCUAUACAAUCGCCUCGCCAGAUGGCUGCAUCUGCGGGGUCAUAUCGCGGGAAGCCAUUCUCAAUCGGCGUCGUUCGUGAUCCAGAACUGCACAAAAGAGCCGCAGAGAUGGGCGAUUUCUAUACCUUCGUCGGCAGUGUCGACGGGCGAAGUGGAGUUGAUGAAUCAACUAGUUUUAAGCCUGACGUGACCUACUUUGACGGGACACCAAGAAGCCUUAGCGAGCGCUUGAUGAGGGAGGACUUGGACGAAGCUCGCCGAAAUGCAGAAGCAAACAGCCGAGAAUAAGUUUUCACCCACAUCGACCCCCAAACACCGGAUCGCGUCUGAAUACAUAUGCGUGGGAUCUACGAAUGAAAACCCAACCUGUCCGCCGCGACGGUCCCAUUAUC